CAAGGGCCCCGCCAUUAAGUCACGUCCAGCAGAGAUCGGAAUAGGGGGCGGAGGAGACGGGUGCUGGGGCACCGCUUCUGGAAGCCAGGUGUCUGGUGGAGGCGACAGCGGUGAGGGGCGGUUGGGCGCUAGGCGGUGGCUCUGGCGGUGGAGACUCUAAUUAGACGGCUGAAGUGGACAGUUCUGAGGGGUCCCCGGAAGGUGGGGUCGGCGAGGAAAGGAGACUGAAGUGAAAAACAGUAGAACCGAGGGUGGGGGCGAAAGUAGGGCGGGAUAAAGAGCGAGUAGAAGCCGAGAGUCCCUGCGGGGGGGAAGGCGGAGCCAGGGCUAGCCUGGGGCAUCUCUCCCGCUCAGGCUCCGCCGCGUUCCUGGCGCACCUGUCCGGGAGCGGGGAAGGGAUGUCCUUGCGCCCGAGGGACCUCCAGUCCGAGGGGCUUCCUCAGAACUCGGGACUCCCGAGAAGACUCCACCUCCCCCCUCCAGCGGGCCGAGCCCAGUAAGUGAAGGGGCGUGACGCUGGUGCUCAGGUUUCUUCCUCCACACCUGAGCCAGGAGGGGUGGGGGCAAGGACUUCCGGCUCAGGUGAGUGUCCCUUCGGUGACGUCAGGUCACCCUCGGCCGCCCCUCGAUCACUCCCUGUCUCGCGCCCCCGACGCCCUACUUAUACUCAGGUGCGCAGCACCUGUCCGCCCGCACCUGCCCGCUCACCGCUGAGCGACCUCUAGUUGGCACAGCAGCUUCGGGCCGACAGCCCAGGAUACUCUGGGGACUUCCAGCACCCGGAGGCCGCGCCCGUACGGCCCCUCCACCUUUUGUUUGGGAAGAGUCGCCGAGCGCCCGAGGGAGCCGCCAGGCCUUCGCGGAUCGCUUUUGUCGGUCACCAGUCCUGUUCCCCUCUGCCGUGAGACUCUCGCCUCGCCGGAGGGGUCGGUUUGUUUACUCCGGAGACCAGAUUUGCAAGCAGUCGACCAACUUCUUUUUUGCCUCUUUGGGUGACUUAAAAACUCGUCCGCCAGGCGCCCCCCGUCUAUUCUGAAGGCGGAAAUGGCCAAUUCGGGCCUGCAGCUGCUGGGCUUUUCCAUGGCUCUGGUGGGCUGGGUGGGCCUGGUGGCAUGCACCGCCAUCCCGCAGUGGCAGAUGAGCUCGUACGCUGGCGACAAUAUCAUCACCGCCCAGGCCAUGUACAAGGGGCUGUGGAUGGACUGCGUCACGCAGAGCACCGGCAUGAUGAGCUGCAAAAUGUACGACUCGGUGCUCUCCCUGCCGGCGGCCUUGCAGGCCACUCGAGCCCUAAUGGUGGUUUCCCUGGUGCUGGGCUUCCUGGCCACAUUCGUGGCCACGAUGGGCAUGAAGUGUACAAACUGUGGGGGAGACGACAAAGUGAAGAAGGCCCGGAUAGCCAUGACGGGAGGCAUCAUUUUCAUCUUGGCAGGUCUUGCUGCCUUGAUAGCUUGCUCCUGGUACGGCCAUCAGAUUGUCUCAGAUUUCUAUAACCCGUUGGUCCCCAUGAAUGUUAAGUAUGAAUUUGGUCCUGCCAUCUUCAUUGGCUGGGCAGGGUCUGCUCUGGUCAUCCUGGGAGGUGCACUGCUCUCUUGCUCUUGUCCUGGGAGUGAGAGCAAAGCUGGAUACCGUGCACCUCGCUCCUACCCUAAGCCCAACUCUGCCAAGGAGUAUGUGUGAGCUGGGAUGCCCCUGCCCCAACCUGGCAGCCUACAGGUGCCUCCUUAUGAAAGGACCUGGGGCAGAGAGCUCAGCCUGUGGGCAGGGUGCCAAGCAAAAGCCUUCAGUCACUCUAGCCCAGCACACCGUGUACAGUUUCCUGGGGGGUUGGGUGGGGGGGACAAAAAUGGGAGGGUGUGCUUUUUGUACAGUAAUAAAAAUAUGUUUUGGAAA
Capra hircus (goat) is the source of this 1893-nucleotide messenger RNA. It is a transcript of the gene CLDN7, whose product is annotated as claudin 7. Gene Ontology annotation, cellular component: bicellular tight junction; plasma membrane. The transcript has 4 exons. The record is from RefSeq and is a predicted model, not a curated record. Gene Ontology annotation, molecular function: structural molecule activity. NCBI's taxonomy places the organism in Eukaryota, Metazoa, Chordata, Mammalia, Artiodactyla, Bovidae. Gene Ontology annotation, biological process: bicellular tight junction assembly; cell adhesion. Bases 1045 to 1680 code for a protein of 211 amino acids.